Blepharisma stoltei is the source of this 3005-nucleotide messenger RNA. NCBI's taxonomy places the organism in Eukaryota, Ciliophora, Heterotrichea, Heterotrichida, Blepharismidae. The record is from the annotation of a GenBank genome assembly.
AUGUCGAGGAGAUUGAACUUGGUUUCAAAACAUCUUGGGCAGAACUUAACCGAGAACUUCAAAAAAUCUAGCUUGGUAACUCCUUAUGUUCAGGAUCCAAUUACUUUUCUUCAUUUAGAUCAGCUGUUGCCUGCAGAGAUCAAUUCAAGAAGAGCCCAACUUAGAGCAAAUUUAGAAACAAAUUUGGCCCCUUUUGUAGCUGAAUGGUACGAAAAAGCUGAAUCCCCAGGAAUUUUAGCGGAAAAGUUCAGAUCUCUUGGAAUCACAGGUCUCAGCGAUGAAAAAUACGGCUGCAAAAAGAUAUCGCUGAUGGAAAAAUCCUUAAUUCUUUAUGAACUUGCGAGGAUUGACUGUUCUUUAGCUAAACACUUAUAAUGGCUUGGAGAGAAAACCUGGUCUUCUUAGCGCCUGUAGCCAGAUGACAGUCUAGGACCGUGUGGAAGGAGACCAGCAUUAUUUGGUCUGGUUGAGUGCGAAAGCUCACAUCCAUGGCAUUAUUUUACCCUGUGGGAUAAUUGGACUUGGAAGUUUGAAAGGGAUUGCCAAACAAGCCCAGAGACCUUUCACUUACUCCCCCCCUUUAAAUUGGAACAAAAUAUAGGUAAAAUUUCCACUUUUUUGGUAAAUUAACCCCCCUUUAAAUUGGAACAAAAUUUAAUUUUAUAAUAAAAAAUUUUAUAUAUAUAAAUCAUAAUUUUUAUGUAAAAAGUUUUGAUCUAAUUUAAAUGUUUCUUCUUAACUAAAAUUAAAAAUUUAGUUAUAUCCUGCUCUUGUUUAAAGAAUAGAGUAUAAAGAACAUCUUAUUUAAAUAAAUUUAUUAUCCUUAAUUGUAAAAAAAUUAAUUUUUUUUAAAAAAUUUUCAUUAUUUUUUUUAAUAAAAAUGAUAUUUUUUUAUAUAUAAAUAGCUUUGAUAUAAAUUCAAUACGAAUUCUUUACAAAAAUUCAAAAUUUACUUAUCUCUUGCUUUAUUUUAAAGAAUAGAGUAUAAAUAAAUCUUAUUUAAACAAAAUUAGCACUUUGAUUAAUAAAUUUUCUAAAAUUUUUUUUUUAUCAAUAAAAAUAAUAAUUUUUGUGUAAAUAGUUUUGAUACCAAUUAAUAGUGGCAUAUUAAUUAAUAAAAAAAUUUUAGUUAUAUCUUGCUUUGUUUUAAAGGAUAAAGAGUAAAUAGCAAUUUAUUAAUCUAAUUCGAUAAAUUUUUGAAAUUUUUUUUUUUUUUAAAUUUUAUAUAAAUUUUUUUUUUAUAAAAAAUUUUCUUAACCCCCGUUUAAAUUGGAACAAAAUUUUUAGUUCCAAUUUAAAGGGGGGGGGUUAGUAAUAAUCCAGAUUGUCUAGGAUAUAUAUCACUGGCUCUACUGGGAGACCGCUUUCCAACUUUCGGACUGAUUCCCACUGAGGCAAAAAACUUGUCAGUGCAGUAAAGCAUGCGGUCGGCUAGCUAAUUGCGCUUCACCAAACUAGAAAAAUCCGGCCAGAUGCACAUUCUGAACUAAUUCUUACUUCCGAGCUACAGGAGUUAAGAGUCUGGGUAUGCGUAUCACGUCAUUUUAAUGCAUAUUGGAUGGAGCAAAGCAAGGAAGUAAAAAGUCGUUAUGGCUGUCCUUGAGCUUCUGACAUUAAUCUAAGUUAGUUAAUACUGUUCUUUAGCUACUUUCUACGUGGUUAUGUUCUCACUCACUGCUCACACAAUCGAAGAACUAGGCACUGAAGAGCAAAAAGUUAAAUAUCUGCCAAAACUAUGCAACCUCGACAUGAUUGGCUGCUGGGGAUUAACAGAGCCUGAUUUCGGGUCUGACGCCUCGGCACUUGAGACAACAGCAACCCCAGUAAAAGGAGGAUACGUCCUUAACGGUGUCAAAAGGUGGAUCGGGAACGCCAUUCUCUCUGAUAUUAUGAUCAUUUUUGCAAGGAACAUAACAACUAAUCAUGUAGAAGGCUUCAUAGUGAACAGCAAAUCAAAUGGAGUAUCAGUCGAAAACAUCCAAAGAAAGCUUGCCCUGAGAAUUGUCCAGAAUGGAAAUAUUUUCUUAAAAGACGUUUUUGUCCCAGCUAAUGAGAGACUAGGAAAAGGGCACACUUUCGCAACAGGCGCAAAUGAGAUCCUUGAGCAUAGUAGAAUGAACAUAGCUUGGCUUGCUGCAGGGCUAAUAGCAGGGAUUUAUGAGAAUUCAAUAAAAUAUAUUAGGGAAAGAGUGCAGUUUAGAGCCCCAUUGGCGUCGUUUCAGCUCAACCAGGAAAAGUUGGUUAGGAUUUUGGCUAUUUAUCAAGCUGUUUUCUUGAUGGGCUGGAGAGUUACCAAUCUACUAGACCAACUUAACUUAGCUUAAAGAUUCUUCUAGAUUUGAUGCAUCCCAAACUUUCAAUAGUCGGAAUCUGCUUGCUGAAGGAACUCAGUAGCCUGAGCGGGAUCCCAACAGCGAUCUCCUGGGACAUAGGCCUUUCACUGACAUCCCUGGGCCCAGAAGGUUAGAAAGACACCUCUUACUCAACGUCAUAUGGGUGCUAUGAAAGCACCAGCUCACUCGAUGUCUUCUGUCGGCCACCUUGAGGGUAGCUGAAUUCCAGGAAAAAGAGCAGCAACUCUCUGGAACCAGCAGGAAAAGAGCCCGUAACCCACAAAUCAUUCUAAUAAUUAAUACUGGACUGGAGUUACCACUAGCUGUCUUCCAAGGUCAAUCUAUUCCAUAAACCCAGUCUAGGCAAGCUAAGCUUUAGGAUUAAAGCGCCUGAACCUUGGUUCAGGCUAUAAACUACUAAAGCAGGGAAAAGCAAAUGUAGCGCAAGCUUCAUUAGUUAAAGGCUGGUGCACACUUGUGGGGCGAGAAGCUGCUAAACUAGGCAGAGAGUUGAUGGGAGGAAACGGAAUUUUAAUUGAUAAUUAUGUGAUGAAAGCACUCGUAGACAUGGAAGUCAUUUACACUUAUGAAGGUACCUAUGAUAUUUGUGCUCUCAUUGCUGGAAGAGCUGCGACUGGAGUUACAGCAUUUAAGCCUGGAUAUAAAGCUUAA